Molecule: messenger RNA, 12944 nt
Organism: Myxocyprinus asiaticus (Chinese sucker)
Lineage: Eukaryota; Metazoa; Chordata; Actinopteri; Cypriniformes; Catostomidae
Product: colorectal mutant cancer protein-like
Exons: 17
Coding region: 92-2632 (846 amino acids)
Source: RefSeq, a predicted model, not a curated record
UUCCACUAUAGAAGACGCACACGAUUACAACCAGAUCACAUUAUAUCAGCAUUUACAAUUCAUAUGUGAUGAACCAACACUAGCACAGCAGAUGGUGACUGGACACGUGUGUUUGUUGGCAUUUCAUUCAGAGUUUAUUAGAAGUGACUCACACUGUGGACCUCGAAAGAGAGACUUCAUAUCAGCGUGCCAGUCAAAGCUGCAUCUGGCUGCGCUGGCGUCUCUGAAGGGAGACAUGCUGGAACUGAACCAGCGACUGCUGCAGACCGAGAGAGAGAGAGACACACUGGAGAAGAGACUGGCCAAAGCACAGUGUGAGCAGUCUCAUCAGCUGCAGGAGCAUGAGGAGGUGCAGGAUAGAACAACGUUGCGUUAUGAGGAGCGAAUCACAGAGCUGCACAGCAUCAUUGCUGAACUCAACAAGAAGAUAGACCUGCUGCAGGGCACCACAAUCAGGGAGGAGGAUGAGUUUUCAGAGUUGCGCUCUGAUCUCAGUCACAGUCAACAGGAAGUUAACGAGGACGAGCGGAGUGUUGAUCAGGACCCCGACCAGGCAUCUGUGUCACCGCCUGAAAACCAGUCCACACUGGUCACUGCAGACAUGGAUAACUGCAGUGACCUGAACUCAGAGCUGCAGCGGGUUCUUAUGGGGUUGGAGAGCGUCGUGUGCGGCCGUAAGAAGAGCACGUGUAGCCUGUCUGUGGCUGAGGUGGACAGACACAUCGAGCAGCUGACCACCACCAGCGAACACUGUGAUCUGGCCAUCAAGACAGUUGAGGAAAUCGAGGGCGCUCUGGGUCGUGAUUUUUACCCCAGUCUAUGUGAGGAACGCGUGUGCUGGGAGAAGGAGCUCGCUGGACUUCGGGAGGAGAACGAGAGUUUGACGGCGAUGUUGUGCAGUAAAGAGGAAGAUCUGAACCGCACCAAAGCCACCAUGAUCGCCAUCAGAGAGGAGAGAGACCGUCUGCGCAGACGCGUGCGUGAGCUGCAGACGCGUCUUCAGAGUAUUCAGCCCGGUGGUCCAUCCAGUCCUGGCCGUCUGACUCCAGCGGGUCGACCCAUCAACCCCAGCACAGGAGAACUCAGUACCAGCAGCAGCAGCAACGACAUCCCUGUCGCCAAGGUGGCCGAGCGAGUGAAGCUGUCAAAGACACGAUCAGAAUCGUUAUCAACGGAGAGAUCCAUCCUGGGCUCUGAAAUCAGCAGCAUCGGGGUAUCCAGUAAUGUGGCGGAACAUUUGGCUCAUUCUCUGCAGGACUGCUCCAAUAUUCAGGAGAUCUUUCAGACGCUGUACUCACACGGCUCGGCGAUCUCUGAGAGCAAGAUCAGAGAGUUUGAGGUGGAGACUGAGCGACUCAACAGUCGUAUCGAGCACCUGAAGUCUCAGAAUGAUUUGUUGACGAUCACACUGGAGGAGUGUAAGAGUAACGCAGAGAGAAUGAGUAUGUUAGUAGGAAAAUACGAGUCCAACGCCACAGCGCUCAGACUGGCCCUGCAGUACAGUGAACAGUGUAUCGAGGCGUACGAGCUGCUGUUGGCGCUGGCGGAGAGUGAACAGGGUUUGGUUUUGGGGCAGUUCAGAGCCGCUGGAGUCAGUGCUCUGGGAGAGCAUGCCGGUGAGGAGAGCAUCACUCAGAUCCUGAAGAAAGCUCAUGACAGCAGGAAGACGGCGGAGAGCGGCGCUAAAGACUUACUGACGCGACUCGACGGCAACUGCGGCGCUGCGUUUGCAGUUACUGGAUGCAGCGUGCAACCCUGGGAGAGCCUAUCGUCCAAUAGUCACACCAGCACCACCAGCUCUACAGCGAGCAGUUGCGACACAGAUUUCUCUAAAGAAGACGAGCAGCGUUUGAAGGAUUAUAUCCAGCAGUUGAAGAACGACCGUGCGGCUGUUAAACUGACGAUGCUGGAGUUAGAGAGCGUUCACGUCGACCCACUCAGCUACGACGUGAAGCCGCGCUGCGACUCGCAGAGACUCGACCUGGAGAACGCCGUGCUCAUGCAGGAGCUCAUGGCAAUGAAGGAGGAGAUGGCGGAGUUGAAGGCUCAAUUGUAUCUCUUGGAGAAGGAGAAGAAAGCUCUUGAGCUGAAGUUGAGCACACGUGAGGCUCAGGAACAAGUGUAUCUUGUUCAUAUCGAGCACCUGAAGUCUGAGUUGGAGGAACAUCAGGAACAGAGACGAAGAUCCUUCAACUCCACCGGCAGCAGCGCCGGAGCCAAAGACAAGAGCGGCAAGGACUGCAGUGACUCUCCAGCGAUCAGUCUGUCUGAUCUGAGGAGUCUGAGCGACAGCGACCUCGCGGCUGAACUCACCAGCGCCCUCAGGAGAGAGAAGAAGUUGAAAGGUCGUGUUCAGGAACUGGUUGCUGCUUUGGAAAGACUCACUAAGAGCAGUGAGGUCAGACAUCAGCAGUCGGCAGAGUUCGUCAAUGACCUCAAACGAGCAAACAGUAAUCUGGUGGCGGCGUACGAGAAAGCGAAGAAAAAGCAUCAGAACAAACUGAAGAAGCUGGAGUCUCAGAUGAUGGCGAUGGUGGAGCGACACGAGACGCAGGUGCGAAUGCUCAAACAACGCAUCGCUUUACUGGAGGAGGAAACGUCACGACCGCACACCAAUGAGACAUCACUAUGACACACACACCUGAGCUCUGGGCUUUAAACACAAACACAUUUCGUUAGUAAGAGCCUUUACUCUUCACUGCAGGACUGCAGCAUUCAGGGGCGUAGAUUCCGGGGUGGAUGGGGGGGAGGUAACCCCCUCAGUUAUCAAAACAUGCCAUUACAACCCCCCAAUAUUUAUACCAUGAUCAAUGGAAACAUAUAAAUGCUUUACGCUGCAACCCCCCCAAUGUUAAAGCCAAAUCUACACCCUUGGCAGCAUUCAUCACUUACAAAAUACUUCAGCUGACUACACGCCUCACUCAAAGACGAUUGGCUGAGAUUGGAGAGCUCAGCCAGUGAGAGGCCUCCAAAACGUCAGUAAUAGCCAAUAGCGGCAGUUUUUGAGGGCACAUACACGUGACUGAGGCAUGAUGGACUUAGUCAGAAUGACGUGACAGCUGUCAAUCAUGCAUCAGAGUAAGAAAUCCUGAUGAAGCGUUUAUAGAGACUGUUUUUGGACACCCCACAAAAAAAAAAAAAAAAAAAAAAAUACUGCAAAGACUUUAUGAAACUUUUUUCAGUCUGUUGAGUGUAAUAUUUGUUACUGUAUUACAGUAUUUCACUGCAAAUUCUUCCAAACGUUCUCUGAGCAAUCUUGUGAAAUCCAGACGUUACUGAUACAACCAAAUCUUCCCGAUUCAAGUGGAAUAGUCAGUUAACAGUAAAAAUUCUGUCAUCAUUUACUCACCCUCAUGUUGUUCCAAACCUGUUUGACUUUCUACUCUGGAACGCAAAAGAAGAUUUUAUGUCGCUGUGUUCACGCCGCUGUUUUUACAUAGAAGAACAAUUGAACUCCACAUGAAAAGCGCUUGCAGAGAACGUCUUGUUUGUCUUUUAGCGCUGGCACUGCGCACGUAAUGAUACAUCACCUGGAUCGUCUGGAACGUGACACCGAGGAAAUGCUGAUGCUUCACUCCUGUGGGUUGUUUAAAUGUGGCCAUCUUAUGUCCCAUUUGUGUUUGUACAAAAAUUUGCAGUUAAGAUGCCCUUUCUCUAUCACUUGAUCACUGACACAGAAACAAGUAUCUCCAUUGGCCUUGAGGAGUGUCCAUCAAAACCGCGUAUGUCCCGCCCUUAUGUUUUGAAGAGUGUCAGCUAAUUUACCUCAGCUGUCCGGCUAAAGUGUAGCAAAGAGAUUUGCUACAUCGUGCUGGUUCUGUGAUUUCCCUGACAACCAAAGCCAUUCAUGCACGCACUGUCAGGUGGCUUUAAAAAGUAGCCUAUACCGUCCAUAUUCGCGAAAACAUGUGUGAAAGUUAAUUCUGACUGGCAAUUUAUGCGUUGGAACCAGAAAAUGCGCCUCAUUGAGAGUGAGAACCACUAAUCACGACCACAAGGAGGUUACCCCAUGUGACUCUAACCUCCCUAGCAACCGGGCCAAUUUGGUUGCUAAGGAGACCUGGCUGGAGUCACUCAGCACGCCCUGGAUUCGAACUCGUGACUCCAGGGGUGAUAGUCAGCGUCUUUACUUGCUGAGCAACCCAGGCCCCCCAAUAGUCAGAAUAUUUACAUUUAUUUGAGAAACCGACUGAAACUAGCCUGAAAGCCAUUGGUUUGUCAGGUCCCGUCUGGCUCGGUUCAGGUAGUAGAUCUCUACUCAUGCAUUAUGUUCAAAGUCUUCUGAGGUCAUAUGAUAGCUUUGUGUGAAGAACACACCAACUUUUAGGUUGUCGCCGACUAAACGUCUAAAAUCUCAAAUUUAAUUUGCAAAUAUUCAAAAUUGAUGUUUGAAGACGCAUUGCACCGGGUCUGAUGUCACUGAAAAAUGUCAGAUUUUCCACAUAAGAAUGUCAAUCAUACAGGUUCAGAAUGACACGAGGAUGAUUAAUUGAGUACAGAAUUUUCAUUUUAGGUGAACUAUUAUUUGAAGACAGUGGCCGUUUUCAUCAAUAACGACUCUUGGCAAUAUCAACCAAUACCUCGCUGUGAAGAUAUAUCGAUUUCCUUUGAUGGAAAGAAAAUUCAUAUAAGAGUCAAAUGUUUCCGGGUUUCCCUCAACUCACAUCAGUUUUAUCACGGAAAUGUGUCAGGUUUGUGAGGAAUAAUGCCACACGCUCAUGUAUGCAAACAAACAUGUAAACAUGUAUGCUAAUUUCACAGCACACGUGAUUCUUAGUGUCACAGCACAUGAACUCCACAUACAUGAAGUUCUGUCUUCAGAGUUAUUCAUAACCUCAAAGAAUGAAAUAACCAGACAAAUGUGAUGAAUUCCAGUUAAAGCACAGCAGCAUAGACUUGAAUCUCGUGUAAACAUGUCCAUAUCACACCUCAAAAUGAAAAGAGUACAAAUGAUUUUUUUGCAUAAAGAAAAUGAAGACUUUGUAGGACUAUUAAAGGUGCACUCAGUAUUUUCUGUUUAAUAUGUGUACAAUGAUGCUUCACAUUCAUCUGUUUUUGUUUCCUAACAUCAUUGUUACCCAAACUGUGCUAAAGGAGAACCUUUUCAAAAUUCCCCGUUAUUGUGUGAAUCUGUAUCUACGUCUACAUCCUGUCAAUGCAACAUAAACACAAAUAAUACUGUGUACCGAUUUUUUUGCAUUGUGACAUUAUAUUGUCAUUUAAGCACAUGUAAUACAGAGAAUUAUCUUGUCUCGACACAUUUCUUUGAAAACCAUACAGAUAUUGGAUAUAUAUUGUUAUAUGUGCAAAACACGCAUGAAAUAAGUUCAUAUGUGGUUUUCACUCAUAAAAAAUAGAAAAUAAAAAAGAAAAUACUUAAUCAAAAAUGCUCAUUUUCAUAGUGGAAUUUGAACUUUAUUUUAUAAAUAUGUCCGUUUUCUGUAUGGGAAUAGCACACUUGUGCGCUUAAUUCUAAUGCGUAUGUCACACUGCAAAAAUGCUUUAAUGCUCCAAACAUUGGUAUUAAAGUAAAUUAUGUUAUUCUUUCGAUUUUUAAAAUAUAAUUUUUUAAUAAAUGCACUUUUAAUUUUAGAACAAAAUUCCAUAAAAUUGAAUUGAGUCAUGUUUAACCAAAUUAAAUUAAUUAUCUAUCUUUAUUCAAAAUUACUCCAUUCGAUUGUUAAAUUUGAUGGAAUUUUAUGAAAUUGUAAAUUAUUUUUUGAGUGUGUUUAUUUACAUGAAUCACAACAAAUCUGUGAAUACAAUGGAAUAGAUAUAUUCCUGUAUAUAUAUAUAUAUAUAUAUAUACAGUUGAAGUCAGUUUACAUAUACUUAGGUUGAAGUCAUUAAAACUCAUUUUUUAACCACUCCACAGAUUUAAUAUUAGCAAACUAUAGUUUUGGCAAGUCGUUUAGGACAUCUACUUUGUGCAUGACACGAGUAAUUUUUUAACAAUUGUUUACAGACAGAUUGUUUCACUUUUAAUUGACUAUAUCACAAUUCCAGUGGGUCAGAAGUUUACAUACACUAAGUUAACUGUGCCUUUAAGCAGCUUGGAAAAUUCCAGAAAAUGAUGUCAAGCCUUUAGACAAUUAGCCAAUUAGCUUCUGAUAGGAGGUGUACUGAAUUGGAGGUGUUCCUGUGGAUGUAUUUUAAGGUCUACCUUCAAACUCAGUGCCUCUUUGCUUGACAUCAUGGGAAAAUCAAAAGAAAUCAGCCGAGACCUCAGAAAAAAAACUGUGGACCUCUACAAGUCUGGUUCAUCCUUAGAAGCAAUUUUCAAAUGCCUGAAGGUACCACGUUCAUCUGUGCAAACAAUAGUACGCAAGUAUAAACACCAUGGGACCAUGCAGCCAUCAUACCGCUCAGGAAGGAGACGCAUUCUGUCUCUUAGAGAUGAACAUAGUUUGGUGCGAAAAGUGCAAAUCAAUCCCAGAACAACAGCAAUUUACCUUGUGAAGAUACUGGAGGAAACAGGUAGACAAGUAUCUAUAUCCACAGUAAAACGAGUCCUAUAUCAACAUUAACCUGAACGGCUGCUCAGCAAGGAAGAAGCCACUGCUCCAAAACUGCCAUAAAACAGCCAGACUACAGUUUACAAGUGCACAUGGGGACAAAGAUUUGGAGAAAUGUCCUCUGGUCUGAUGAAACAAACAUUGAACUGUUUGGCCAUAAUGACCAUCGAUAUGUUUGGAGGUAAAAGGGUGAGGCUUGCAAGCUGAAGAACACCAUCCCAACCGUGAAGCAUGGGGGUGGCAGCAUCAUGUUGUGUGGGUGCUUUGCUGCAGGAGGGACUGGUGCACUUCACAAAAUAGAUGGCAUCAUGAGGAAGGAAAAUUAUGUGGAUAUAUUGAAGCAACAUCUCAAGACAUCAGCCAGGAAGUUAAAGCUCGGUCGCAAAUGGGUCUUCCAAAUGGACAAUGACCCCAAGCAUACCUCCAAAGUUGUGGCAAAAUGGCUUAAGGACAACAAAGUCAAGGUAUUGGAGUGGCCAUCACAAAGCCCUGACCUCAAUCUGAUAGAACAUUUGUGGGCAGAACUGAAAAAGUAUGUGCGAGCAAGGAGGUCUACAAACCUGACUCAGUUACACCAGUUCUGUCUGGAGGAAUGGGACAAAAUUCCAGCAACUUAUUGUGAGAAGCUUGUGGAAAGAUACCCAAAACGUUUGACCCAAGUUUAAAUGUAUUUGGCUAAGGUGUAUGUAUGUAUAUAUAUAUAUAUAUAUAUAUAUAUAUAUAUAUAAAGAAUACAUGGUCAGUGAUACCGAAUUACAUGUAGGAAAGGGCAUGUAUUCAUGUUCAGUGUUGAUUGUGUACGUUACUGCUGUAUUCAGAAGGAACAAUCCCCAGUUUAGCAAUCUUAAAGGUGCAGUCAGUUAUUUUUUGUCGUCUUGUGCUUACACUGCCACCUACCAUUGUAGAUAUUCACUAUUCACAGUCAGCCAUGAUCAGUCCUUGAGUGAAAGUGUCCAAUAACAGGGCGAUUAAGCGAGUAGUGUUCAGCUGGUCAUGUGAUUCUAACAUGGCAGCCUCCAUGAGGAGACCCUCUUCGUGUAGAAUAAAACAGGUUUUAUAAGGUUACUGAUGUGAAUGGAGUCUUCAUUACAUGAUUUUUGACAUGUUACAAAAUUACAAUUCAUUUCUUGAGUACAUCUUUUUAAAAUAGGAAAAAAAUUACUGAGUGCACCUUUAAGAGACACUUUCUCGAAAACCAAACAUUAUGCAUUUAAGAGUUUAAAAUGUUAAAGUGGUUAUAAUCUUUCAAAGGAUGGAAAUUCCCUCAAAGUCAAGCAUCAGAAUUAACUCUGGUGAUAAAACAAAGCAAGUGAUUUUCAUGUAGCUGUUGUGUUUGUUUGCAUGCAGCUAUUACCAGAGGAAUGUAACAUCAAUAUCGGCAAGUCACAUUUCAAUUAAUGCAAAAAAAAAAAAAAAAAAGUCUUUUUUAACUAGUUUGAAUUUUAUCAUCAGCCAUACACUCUUAUAUUAAUAAUAAAACAGCAGCUUCCUCCUGGAUUACAAAACAAAGCACUUUCCACCACAUUGCCUUCUUAACGACUUUUAUUUUUCCUGCAAAAUAUCGAAUUUCAGUUUCAGACUGUUUUAAGUAGCAAUCUGACCACAGAAACAGGCAGAUUAAUGUGAACAAGCAUUUAAUACAGUAUUCAUAAAGCAGUUUUACUGAUAUGCGUCUGUGAGUUCUUGCGAGACAGCUGAAUGUUAAGAGUCUCUUUAUGCAAGAACGACUGAUUUACAUUCGGAUGGUUUUCAGAUCAUUUACUGUGUGUAUUAGUGAAUCAAAUAAAUAGAAGGAUGUAGUUUCUUCACCCUCACAGACUGGGAAUGGUUUAAAAACAAAGACAAGAUACUUUGCGCUUUCUUUUAUGAAAAUGAUAUAUCCAUUAAGCUGGAGGAACGAUUUAGGGGUUUGUGAAAUGUACUUAAUUUGCACAGAUGUUUUUUUGUUGUUGUUUUUUUUUUCACUAAUACAGAAUGUAAUUGUUUAUAUAAUAAACAAAACAUGUUUGUGGCCUAUUCAUUGCAAAUUGGCAUCCAAUGCAAUAUCAAAGCCAGCAUGAAACAUCUGCAACCCAUUUUACUUCCAUAAUGUGAUGCAUUUCUGAGUGAAUUCAACUCAAAACAAAAUGUAGAGUAGAAUUUUCUGCAUGGUUAUGAAAAUUGUACAUUUAACGAAACAAGACAAAAAUGUAUUUUCCUUUGGAAGAGCAUCCACAAUAACAUUUACAUUUAUGCAUUUGGCUGAUGCAUUUAUCCAAAGUGACCUUAUUACAGGGACAAUCCCCCUGGAGCAGCCUGGAGUUAAGUGCCUUGCUCAAGGACAUAGUGGUGGUGGCUGUGGGGAUCGAACCAGCAACCUUCUGAUUACCAGUUCAGUGCUUUAGUCCACUACGCCACCACCACUCCAAUAAGACCAGGAAUGAGUUUUAGCUUUCCAAGACCCCGCGUCCACAUGCGUGGACAUUACGUUUUUGCUUCGCUAUAGGCUAUGGAUAAUCUAAUUUAAUUUAAGCGAACUGAUCUCAGUUCAGGACACUUUAGGCUGUCAUUAAAGGGUUUAACUUUCGACGCACGGAGUCAUGUGACAAAACAACAUGGCGCCAAUCUCAGUUGAGUUUGUCUUUGGGAGAAACUGCAACAAAAUUACAUCAUUACGUUUUUACAUUAAAAGCUGUUUGUAUCAGAGUCUCUAGUUUCAUCUGAUAUGCUAUUUAAAAAAUGUCAGCAAUUUUUUUAUUUUAUUUUGCGAAACGACACUGUUAAACACAAUAACCACAGGCUAUUUUCCCUUAAAACAUCCUAUAAUCACUGUGCAUUUUCACAUUGAGAAUCAGUGGAUGCAUCCAAAGCUGAUAAAUGUGUCUUUCAGAGGCUUUAUAUGGAGUUAGAUUGAAAAUAAGAUGCAUUUUAAACUGUUCUGAGACCAGUGCAGACAGACAGCACACUGGAGGUUAAGUCAUUCACUAAAUAGGGAGCAAGGGAGCAUCCUAUAGCUCUCUAUGCAGUUAAGUGCAUUCACUCCUAAAAUCUGAUCAAAAGUUCAGUUUCAGGCUGCAGAUGAUGUUUGGAUCACUCAACAUGUUUGACAGACAUGUGACAAUGAUAAUCAGUACAUAGAUUCAGAGUUUACAAGGUAUCAUUUUAUUUUAACAUGGUUGACAGUGAUUGGAUGAUGCUGGACAUUAAUUUUAAUCAGAAUUAUUCAAUGUCUGUAACACCUCAAACACAACACAAUUAACAAAGAAACAAUAUGAUGAAAAAAAUCUGACUUUUUAUAGCUUGGUAUUAUAUAAAAUUACACAAUUUACUCCAACUGUCCAAAUAUGUGGACAUCGAUUUUUAGAAAACAAUUUGGUCUAAUAUAUAUGUAUAUGGCCUGGGUAGCUCAGUGAGUAAAGACGCUGACUACCACCCCUGGAGUCGCAAGUUUGAAUCCAGGGUGUGCUGAGUGACUCCAGCCAGGUCUCCUAAGCAACCAAAUUGGCCCGGUUGCUAGGGAGGGUAGAGUCACAUGGGGUAACCUCCUCGUGGUCGCUAUAAUGUGGUUCUCACUCUCGGUGGGGCGCGUGGUGAGUUGUGCGUGGAUGCCGCGGAGAAUAGCGUGAAGCCUCCACACACGCUAUGUCUCCACGGUAACGCGCUCAACAAGCCACGUGAUAAGAUGCACGGACUGACGGUCUCAGACACGGAGGCAACUGAGAUUUGUCCUCCACCACCCAGACUGAGGUGAGUCACUACGCCACCACGAGGACUUAAAGCGCAUUGGGAAUUGGGCAUUCCAAAUUAGGAGAAAAAAAACAAAAAGUAUAUGUAAGAAUUUUCAAAGCUCUGUGAUUUCAUUUUAUUUUAUAGUGGGCAUGAAUGGAAUGGAAUGGUGAUUAGGAGAGAUUAACCUCAAAAGUCUGUUAUAUCAUUUUUGAUGCAUGUAAUUUCAACAUGCUUUUUUCAAUAAAAUAAUAUACAAAAUUUUAACCAAGCAUAUGUUGCUUAUAUUCAGCAAAUACUCAUUUUAAAAUAUCAGUAGCAAUAUAAUUAGUCACUUUUACUGAUCCCAACAUAAGAGUCACUUUUCAAGCAAGUCCGACACCAUUUUAAAUAGAUCGUUAUAAACAUUGAAACCACUUUUUUCACAAAUAUCCAUUAAAUGGUGCUUGACAGCUGGAACAGAGAGUGAAACAGGAGCCAUCAAACGUUGUGUAUCGUAUUUGAUACAUACGGCAUUAUAGGGUUAAAAUACUUUCUUCUAUUCCAGCGUAAUAUGCAGAGACAACUGUAAGUAAGCCAUUCAUAGGUUAAUUUUCUCAAAAACUGUAAACACUGUGUCUCUCUGGCACUAUGGAAAUUGCUCUGUUUGUUUAGAGAGCGGCCUGCCCAGCAAACAGGGGAUGUCCCCUGGACGUUCGCCAAUGUGCGCUUAGGUCGGCAUUUGGUCAUUUUCGUGAUGUUCGCUGCAGGACGUUCUCAGGACAUUUUGGACAUUUGCAACAGGUGCCAUUUUCGUCCAGACAAAACGUUCUGAAAAUGACGUUCAGGGGACGUCAGCGAACGUCCCCUUUUCGUCCCUAAUAUAACAUUCAUCUUUGGUCCCACAUUCAGUGAUCUUACAUGAUUGCUUUUAAUUCAGUUUACAGAUGGGUUACUUUACCUCCAAGCAUGUGCAAAACGCAUCCAUCCGUAUCCAUGUGUUGUCUUCUCUUAUCAAACCUGCCUUGUUAAUUUUUCAGCAACCUUUACAGAUUACAGACACAAAACUUUGUUUUAGGUUCAAAUUGAGUCUCAGCGGUAAACGAGGAGCUCAAAUCAGCUGGCAACCGGACACAUAGGGCAUUUUCCAAACUGUAUUUUUGCACCAUAGAAGGGCACUGCGGAAAGUGGACACUACUCAUAGGGUCAUUCCCUACUAAAGUAAGAAUAUUACUUCAUACGAAUUCAGAGCCCUACCACAAGACUGUUAGCGAAGGGUACAGUCACAUGCUCCCUUCAAAGUGCCCACAUCAAGAGCUCUGUCCUUUGGAGUGAGUAUAGGGCAUAGGGAUGAUCACUUUUGAUUGGAAUUCGCCCAAAAACAUAUACUCUGCUAGACAGACACACCUGCGCGAGCACCUUUAAAAAUCUGAGUUCUGAGCUCGUGCGGCUUUUGAAUCGCUGAGGCCAACUAUCAGUCGACACGUCUCUGGAAAAGGGUAAGCGUAAAUAUAUUUUUAUACAUAAUUUUACACAGUGGGUUGCACAUAUAUCAUUGAGUUUCACUUUAGAGUUGAAAUGUUUGAUCCUUCAGUGUUUUAAAAACUUUCCUCCAUCAUUAUUAAAUGUUUUUGCACAGCCAGUCUUCCGUGAGGCAGCAGGUAACCGAGGUAAAUUGAGAUAAUUCACCAUGUUAGACUAAUUUCAGUUAUUGGAGAUGUGCAACUUCAACAUGAUUAGUUUCAAACGUAUCAUUUUCAUGUUUUCUAAACUUUUAACUUUAGUUCAUUUAUCUGACUUCCACUCACAACUGUCCUAUGACACGUGUGCAAGCUUGCAUAGUGAGUCAAUAACACACAAGGUGAAUAGAUGUUAAAACGAUAAGGUUACGACUGUAACCAUGGUUCCCUGAAAUGAGAGAAUGAAUGCUGCGUCAUAGCUGAUGCUAUGGGUUAUCCCUGCAGACGUAGCCAAUCUCUAAAACUCUUUAAAAUCUCGCCAAUUGUAAUUGGCAGAUAUCGCUUUGUGCUCCACCUCUCUCGCACGUGUCGCGGGCGUAUAUAGAGGCGGUGCAUGGCGCCAUCUCUUCAGAAUAUUCGACUGAAGGGUGCAAGCGAUACUUGACCCUUGUAGAGAAGAUUCAGUAGCGCGGCCAGCCUAUGCAGCAUUUAUUCCCUCAUUUCAGGGAACCAUGGUUACAGUAGAAACCUUAUCGUUCUCAAUCAAUUGUCACGAAUGCUGCGUCAUAGAUGACACUAUGGGGAAUGCAUACCAUCAUGUUGUGCUACCGAGUCACACGUGUAACGAUGCCUACUAGCCAAUGGUGUAACAAAAAACACCAACAGAGUCUCCUCUUCGAAUCGUUAUAAGAAGGGAGAAGUAGAAUGAUGAAUGGAUGGAUAUACAUGGCGAUGACGCUAACCGGAUCGGAUUGCACAGUCAUUGCAAGAUUAAUUAUAUCACUACCAUGUGUAAAUAAGUAUAAAUUAGGGACUAGCCAAAUGGGUGGUGAAAACUUAUAUAAAGUGACCGCUAACUGUGGUUUAUGGGAUGACCAUGUAUAAAUAAGCUGGUAGUAAGCAGCAGAAUACACUAUUUUUUAUUUUAUUUUUUUCCUCUCCAAUUUGGAAUGCCCAAUUCCCAAUACGCUCUAUGUCCUCGUGGUGGCAUUGUGACUCGCCUCAAUCCGAAUGGUGGAGGACAAGUCUCAGUUGCCUCCGCGUCUGAGACCGUCAGUCCGUGCAU